This is a messenger RNA of Letharia columbiana, 399 nucleotides long. RefSeq lists its product as uncharacterized. NCBI's taxonomy places the organism in Eukaryota, Fungi, Ascomycota, Lecanoromycetes, Lecanorales, Parmeliaceae. The record is from RefSeq and is a predicted model, not a curated record. The transcript is spliced from 3 exons. Bases 1 to 399 code for a protein of 132 amino acids.
AUGGAUAACUACGGAACACCAGAGAAGAAGAUAACCUUGAGCCGUUCAGAGCUGCAAGCUAUCUAUACUCUUGUCCAGCGUACAGAAGUAUAUCAGAUGCGUGCUGAGUCGAUCCAGAGACCGAUUGCCGAAUGGUGCGGCAAGCGGGAUUUGGACGUCAUAGAGCUUGUGGAGAAGUUCAAACGGCCCAAUGAUGCAUUGACAACAGAAGUUCGCGACAGCCUCGAAAACAAUGUCGUAGCCAAAGCACGAGCAACAUACUCCGCUCAACGUUUAUGGGCCACCGCCGCACCUUCUGCUCCAGGGUCAUACCCUGUUGCACCCUUGGCAGGCCCCGAAUUCGCAAUCCAAGCCCCCCAGGAGCUCCGACUACCCGCGAGUCCACCCUCUACACCCUGA